Molecule: messenger RNA, 916 nt
Organism: Chrysemys picta bellii (western painted turtle)
Lineage: Eukaryota; Metazoa; Chordata; Testudines; Emydidae
Source: RefSeq, a predicted model, not a curated record
UCCCCCCCCAGACCCAUGGCGGAGCCGGCGCCCCCCGCGGCGGAGCUGGCCUGCGGCGCCGCCUGCCCCCCCCUGCCGCGGCGCCCGGGCGACGUCUACGUCAACAUGCAGACGGAUUUCAAGGCGCAGCUGAGCCGGUGUCAGAAGCUGCUGGGCCCCGGCGGCGGCUGCGCCGAGAUCUGCAUCCACGGGCUGGGCCUGGCCAUCAACCGGGCCAUCAACAUCGCCCUGCAGCUCCAGGCGGGCGGCGCCGGCGCCCUGCGGCUGGCCGCCAACACCUCCACCGUGCCGCUGGCCGACGGGCUGGAGCCCCAGGGCGACGAGGACGGGCGCCCGCCCCUCGCCCGGGCCCGCAACAACUCUGCCAUCCACAUCCGGGUGUGCCGGGCUGCGCCCCCGCCCUGAGGGAGGGCCCCCCCCCGGCGCGGAGCCUGGCCCCGGACACCCCUGUCCCGGCACGGAGCCGGUCCCCGAGCACGGAGCCAGUCCCUGGACCUUAGCCCCCUGGCACAGAGCCUGCUUUGGCACCCCAGGACAGAGCCGUGGCACGUAGACCCCCCCGGAGCCUGCCCCCACUGGAAGGGAGCCGACCCCCCGAUCCCCUCCACUGGCACAGAGCCACCCCCAAGCACACCUGUCUGGCUAUGUUUAUAUGGGGGGGGGGGCUUGACCUUUCUGGACCACUGCCCACCCAUCCGCUCCUCUCCUCCCCACACCCAGCGAAGACUGAACACCUCCCCGAAUUGGACGCUGGAGCCCGAGGGGAUGCAGAUAGGGGGGUGGGAUUCUGACUUUGGGGUGAUGGGGGGCUGGGGAAAGGGACCCCCCCCAUCCUUGCCGGGACCUGGCUCAUGGCCUCCAUCUGUUGGAUUAAACAAUAAAAGUGACCAGUGACUUGGUCAGCAUGGACUUGCCA